Messenger RNA from Sus scrofa (pig), 2335 nucleotides. RefSeq names its product GDP dissociation inhibitor 2 (gene GDI2). The record is from RefSeq and is marked provisional. Gene Ontology annotation, biological process: vesicle-mediated transport; small GTPase-mediated signal transduction; protein transport. Gene Ontology annotation, molecular function: Rab GDP-dissociation inhibitor activity. Gene Ontology annotation, cellular component: cytoplasm. Lineage: Eukaryota; Metazoa; Chordata; Mammalia; Artiodactyla; Suidae.
CUUCUCUUCCCGUCUGAGGUGGCGGCCGGCUCCGUCCUCGCCAGCUCCGUGUUCCCUGUGCUCCCGCUUCCCUUUCCCCUCGGGCCCGGGCCGGCCUGCGUGCUCCCCUGCCUCCUCAGGGUGGCCGCCUAGCCCCCGACCCUAGCGGGCUGCGCCUUCGGCUUUCUCUGGGCUUCCGUCCGCCCCGGCCCCGCCAUGAAUGAGGAGUACGACGUGAUCGUGCUGGGCACCGGCCUGACGGAAUGCAUUCUGUCGGGUAUUAUGUCAGUGAAUGGGAAGAAGGUUCUUCACAUGGAUAGAAACCCCUAUUACGGAGGAGAAAGUGCCUCGAUUACACCCCUGGAAGACUUGUACAAAAGAUUUAAUAUACCUGGAGCCCCACCAGCCUCAAUGGGGAGAGGAAGAGACUGGAACGUUGACCUCAUCCCCAAGUUCCUCAUGGCUAAUGGUCAGCUGGUUAAGAUGCUGCUUUUUACCGAGGUCACUCGCUACCUGGAUUUCAAGGUGACCGAAGGGAGCUUCGUCUACAAGGGAGGGAAGAUCUACAAGGUUCCUUCCACUGAGGCAGAGGCCCUGGCGUCGAGCUUAAUGGGGCUGUUUGAAAAACGUCGCUUCAGAAAAUUCCUGGUGUAUGUUGCCAACUUUGAUGAGAACGAUCCCAGGACGUUUGAGGGGGUUGACCCUAAGAAGACGGCGAUGCGAGAGGUGUAUAAGAAAUUUGACUUGGGCCAAGAUGUUAUUGAUUUUACUGGGCAUGCCCUGGCCCUUUACAGAACUGAUGACUAUUUAGAUCAACCAUGUUGUGAAACCAUUAAUAGGAUUAAGCUUUACAGUGAGUCUUUGGCAAGAUAUGGCAAAAGCCCAUACCUUUAUCCGCUCUACGGCCUUGGAGAACUGCCUCAAGGAUUUGCAAGGCUAAGUGCUAUUUACGGAGGUACCUACAUGCUGAAUAAACCCAUCGAAGAAAUCAUUGUGCAGAAUGGAAAAGUGAUUGGUGUAAAAUCUGAAGGAGAGAUCGCGCGCUGCAAGCAGCUCAUCUGCGACCCCAGCUACGUGAAAGACCGCGUGGAGAAGGUGGGCCAGGUGAUCCGUGUCAUCUGCAUCCUGAGCCACCCCAUCAAGAACACCAGUGACGCCAACUCCUGCCAGAUCAUCAUUCCCCAGAACCAAGUCAACCGCAAGUCCGACAUCUACGUCUGCAUGAUCUCCUCGGCGCACAACGUGGCUGCGCAGGGCAAGUACAUCGCCAUCGCCAGCACCACCGUGGAGACCAAGGAACCCGAGAAGGAGAUCAGACCGGCCCUGGAGCUCCUGGAGCCGAUUGAGCAGAAAUUCGUCAGCAUCAGCGACCUCCUUGUCCCGAAAGAUCUGGGAACAGACAGCCAGAUCUUCAUAUCCCGCACGUACGACGCCACCACUCACUUCGAGACCACCUGUGACGACAUCAAGGACAUCUAUAAGAGGAUGACGGGGUCCGAGUUUGACUUCGAGGAAAUGAAGCGCAAGAAAAACGACAUCUACGGGGAGGACUAAGGGCCGUGCCCGGCGCUCAGUUAGGACGCCUUCCGGCCUGGCGGGGACGCGCAGCGGAGGACGUCACUCUCGCGAGGCUGCUCUCGUAACCAGGCCGGGCGGCGGCAGGGCCCUGUGCCCGUCAAGACCCUCCCCUCCUAAUAUCAUGUAUUAACUUGUUCCACCGCGUGGCUCUUCAGAAUUGGCGGGUUCCCACAUCCCAUCCAUGUAACCAAUACUGGCUUGUUUUUUCUAGUGAAGGAUCAGUUUUAACACAUUGUGAUACCGACACAGAACUCGAUACAGCACUCGUAUCUUUUAAUCAGCCUGGCCUUUGCCCUUGCGAGCUGCUGCUGCUGCUCGCGAGCUGGGCGCUGGGGCUGUGUGCAGUUUGCGACAGUUGGCGUGCGCCUGUCCUCUAGACAUUCAGGAGACUCGGAAUCCGACAUUCCCUCAGCCGGGACAGCAUCCCCGACCCCUGCUCACCCUGUACCUUUACGGCAGGCGUGACGACCCUGCCCGGGCAGCACAGCUACGCGUUUGGUUCACGUGGGCCUCCACUUCUAACCCAGCUCCAGACUUGGAGAGUCGUUUUGGCGGAAGCCGAGUGCGGUGUUUUAACCUAAUGAAAUGGAUGCGAGCAGAGGGAGGAAACCUCUCCUGAAGCAGGUAAAUACAGAAGCUGCGUUUGUGCCCCAGGUGUGGCUUCCUCCGCGGACCAAGCCGCAGGGUGGCGUGGAGGUGACAGAGCCCUGCGUCCGUGGUGUCGGUCUCAGAAAGGCUCCCGAUGAUUUCUGUCCUGCAAAAUAAAGCCAAACUCUGG